AUGCCUGGUGCUCCCCCGACAGGCACUCCAACCAGCAUGUCAUUCCCGCCAGCUCCCACAGCCCCCGGCCCCAUUGGUACGGCUACCGGUUCCGGCACCGGCUACCCCUACCCAACCUACAUGUCCAACAAGCGCGAAGCCGAAGCAUUGGCUCGGGAGAAGCGUGAUGCUUUCGAAGGUCCUCGCCAGGGCCACUUCCCACACUACUGGCCUGCGCCAUCUCCCUCUUCUGGUGGCCCAAUGCCGACAGCUGGCCCGACAGGUACUGGCACAGCCGGACCAUUCCCGACUGCGACCGGAAGCUACCCUGGGUAG
Saxophila tyrrhenica is the source of this 315-nucleotide messenger RNA. RefSeq lists its product as uncharacterized. The transcript has a single exon. The coding region runs from base 1 to 315 and encodes 104 amino acids. NCBI's taxonomy places the organism in Eukaryota, Fungi, Ascomycota, Dothideomycetes, Mycosphaerellales, Extremaceae. The record is from RefSeq and is a predicted model, not a curated record.